AAGUAAGUAUCCUUUGAAUUUGUGUUGUUAAUGUCAAGGUCCUGAUGCAGACUUGCCGUAAUUUAACACCGUCAUUUACUAGUGUUCACCGGUUUUGUGUUUCACUACAUACCAUUGUCUCUGUUCACUAAUUGUGAACUGACGAUACGUACAUACAUACGCGCGUCAUCCUAUCUCAUAAUUGCAGGUCACAAAUAUUAGCCAAGUACCAGAAAAUGAGUUACAACUACAUAGUUUCUUGGUUGCUUAUAACAUUCACUGCUGCCGUAUCAUGUGUCCUAACUUAUGUAUUCUCUAGAUACCAACACGAUCCUUACAUGGAUGAAGUUUUUCAUGUGCGCCAAACAUUAAAAUAUAUUCAAGGAAACUGGAAGUUCUGGGAUAGCAAGAUCACCACACCUCCGGGUCUUUAUGUGGCUUAUGUGUCCGCUCACAAAGUUUUGAGUUUAUUAGGUGUACUUCCACCUGAACCUACUGCAAUGCAUUUUAGGUUUUCGAGUGUCCUGUUCAGUAUAAUUAAUCAUGUGAUUAUACUUAGGAUUGUUAAAAUCAUGAAAUGCAACUCUCCUAACAUUCUAGCCAUCACUAUCGCAUCAGAACCAUUAUUCCUCUUUUUCUCUGCCUUCUACUACACUGAUCAUUGCUCGAUAUUAUUCGUCAUGGCGUCUGUUUACUUUAUUUUAUUACAUCGCGACUGGUUAAGUGCUCUGUUUGUCUCCUAUGCUGUCUUCACACGCCAAUCUAAUAUUAUAUGGGUUCCUCUGCUUAUGUGCAUCCACACUUCCGGGAAUCUAUCACAAAAUAUGUUCGGACAUGACCGAUGUUCCUCAACCAUGUGGAUCAAAAGAUUACUGUACAUGUUCAUCACACAUCCACUUUCUGUCACACUUGUUAUGCUGAAAAGUGUCUUCCGACCGUGUUUACCUUUUGUCUUAGUUUUAUUUUCGUUUAUAUCUUUUGUUAUUAUUAAUAAAGGUAUUGUUUUGGGUGAUAGAGAAGCACAUACUGCAGUUUUGAACAUCCCUCAAUUUUUCUACUUUGCUACUUUUUGUGCACUUUCCACUCCUAUUCAGUUUGUGGGUUACAUAGUAAAUAGCAUAAAAUCAUUUAGAAACUUGCUUGUUAAUCGAAGUUGGAGGGUGUUAACUAUAUUUCUUCUGCUCACACCAACUUUUGUCCUAAUUAUAUUAAUAUCUUUGAAGUAUUGUCUUUUUAUCCAUCCCUAUUUGAUUUCUGACAAUAGGCAUUAUACCUUUUAUAUCUGGCGAAAAAUAAUAUAUAGAAAUGUUUCCACGUACUACGGUCUGUCUGUUGUUUAUCUAGUAGCUACAGCGUACUUUGUGAACACCUUGUUCUUUUCUUAUCGAAACAUACCAUUCGGUCCUUUUAUAGAACGCUUAGUUUUCUUAGUGUGCACUUUCAUUGUUGUAAUUGCUUCUGGUUUACUCGAAUUGCGAUAUUUCUUGAUCCCAUUUGUGUUAUGGCGCGUCUUCUCCUUUUCACAUACUCAUUAUAAGUAUUUGCUCUGUGAAGUUUUAUGGAAUUUAUUGAUUGUGUUUAUUACAGCAUAUCUCUUUAUCUUUAAGCCGUUUGAAUGGCCAAGUGAACCUGUGCUGUAUCUGAAAAAAACAGUUUGUUCAGUACUGGUCGAUGUUUAACUAUUAUUGCGAAACAUAGUUCUACCAUAUGCUUCACGUUAUGACAGUUGAAAUUUGCACUAUCCAUGGUUAAUCACAAGGUGAAUGAAGAUCGUUCUCUGAAAGAAUUUGAUGACUGGCUAACUAGAUCAUCCAGCCUACACACUGCAUAUCCUGGAAGAAGUUUAUUGAAAAUUUCAAACAACUUAAAAUUUGGCCAACGUGGUAUAAUUGCUUGUUGUGAAAUAAAAGCAAAACAAUGCUGUUAUUCUGUACCAUUAAAUGAUUUACGCUUAAUUCUUACACCGUUACGAUGUGCUUAUCUACUUAAUCAUUGUCCAUGUUUUGAACAUUCCAAACGUUAUCAAGCUAAUUUAAACUCUAUCGAUACUCUUAUAGCUUUUAUUUACCAUUGUAAAUACUCAACUUCGACCAAAUGCAUCCUAAGAAAGAUUUGGGCACCUUAUCUAUCUGUUCUGCCAGAAGUUUAUUUGGAUCCAUUAUCUUGUAUCUUAUUCGAUACUGACUGUUUAUUUGAGAGAAUAUUGACAGUUAACCCUUCGCACUAUUUUCAUUCAAAUGAUGUAAAUAUUAAAUUACAACGUUUGCUAACACGACUGUUAAGAUCGUGGUAUUGCAUAAAACCAAUUUUUACUAAUAACAAUGAUUGUACAAAAGGUUUGCACUAUAAAGGUUAUAGCAUUCCGCCAAAAGAAUUUCUAUGGGCUUGGUGUACCGUGAAUUCACGUUGUGUCUCAUGUCCUUUUAAAGAAUCUUUAUCAGAGGUUCAACAUCUUUAUAAUCUGCUAAUCAGUUUUGAUUUAAAAGAUUUGAGCUUUUGUAACGAUUUUGAAGUUGUUUCAAUGUUUAUGAAUGCGGAGAAUAGCCACACAGUCGCUUUGAUACCAUUUUUUGAUUUUUUAAAUCAUGGUCAGAAUGUACCAACCGCUCUAUCAUUGUCUAAAACAGAAUUAUCAUUGGAAUUAUAUUUGGAACGUUCAGUAUCUGCAGGUGAACAGGUUUUAAUCAAUUACGGAGCACAUGAUAAUUUAACUCUAUUCACAGAAUAUGGUUUCAUUCUUCCAUUCGAUGAGAAAAGCACCAAUGAAGUGAUUUACUUAAGUUACUGUUUCAUCAUGGAUUUAUUUCAUAAUUUAGUCGAUUCAUUCAUAACAUUGACUAGUAGUAUUAGUAUUAGUAGUAGUAAUUCUGUUACUGUAUCUAAUCCAAUCGAAUCGUCAACUGAUAAUCAAACUGUCGAGAAUAAAUUCAAGAUAUUACCACAAGUCUACUAUUCAUUACGUCUUUAUUUCCAUCGAAUUCUUGAAAAGUUAGAUCUAUCCCUACCACAUAAUUCCACUGAUAACGAUGACGGUAAUGGCAAUGAUGAUGAUGAUAUUACAUGGAGUUCAGUUUAUUUAUCACUUGAUAGUAAUAAUAAUUUUGGUCCAUCCUAUCACCUAGGUUUAAUAUUAUUUUUAAUGUAUACAUUUAUGAGUAAUAUACAUAACAAUGAUAAUCAACAACAGUGUUAUCAAUCUCUUGAUAAUUUGUAUAAUAUUUCAGAAGACACUAUUUACUCAACUAUUCAAACAUUAUCAAAUCGAAUUUAUACGAUCCUUUUAGAACAGCUGAAACAUGAUCGGGAAAAAAUCGUUCAUUUAAUGAAUAAUCCCUCCUGUCAGCACUAUUCGUCAACAUUGGUGUCAUCUACUUUAGCGACAUCUAUUUGUUUAGUAAAUAAAUUUUGUAAAGAUUUUUUAUAUUAUUUUGAUCAACGUGAAUGUUUUAUUAAAAGUUUAAUGGGUAGUUAAUAUUGCUAUAUUAUUGUAUGUAUGCAUGUGUGUAUGUAUUGUAGGGAACAUAAUUGCCCUUUUCAUGUGUAUGUUUAUUUUAAAAGGUCUCAACUGACUUGCAUAUCUUGUUAUAUAUUGUCCUUGUUCACUUAUUUGUGUUAUUUUUAUUGAUUGAGUUACACUUCUCUCGUCUAUUUUUUUAAAAUACAGAUUACCUCUAUGUGUUUGUACCUAGUUGUACCGGGACAGACGUAUUCACUCCUUGCCUUCCUCUAGAACCUGAGUCUCGAAAUCUUAAACCUUUUUUUCUUUGUAUAUACUUAAUAUCUUCUAUUAGUAUGGGAUUUGUCUUAGAAUAAUUUUAUCUUGCUCUACUAAUAUGGUAUGUAUGACGACCUGAACAUGUGUCAGAUUCUACGUUGCAUAUAACCGACUGAAUAUUGUACCGGUGUCUAUGUGUAUUUUCACUUUUACAACUGAUCUAUUGACAGUUUCC
Messenger RNA from Schistosoma guineensis, 3929 nucleotides. NCBI's taxonomy places the organism in Eukaryota, Metazoa, Platyhelminthes, Trematoda, Strigeidida, Schistosomatidae. The record is from the annotation of a GenBank genome assembly.